AGCACAUUACAUUGUCUAUUGCAUCUGAGACGGCGAGAGGGGAAACGGUACAAAUAGGCAACCGACCGCAAUUCAGGACGGAGGAGAUAUUUUGUUUACUAUUUACUGUUAUUGAUUGAUUGUUCGAAUACGCUUGGUUGUUCGAUUGUUAGCUAUACAAUAACCCAACUACCCGGGUUUCGACGUCGACCUCGCUCCGUAUAGCUGCGUCUGCGACGGCAUACCAACGACGAGACACCAGAAGCAAGAGCCAAGCAACAAGAACCAAGGCUCCAAGACUCCAUAUCGCUCAAAAUGUCACACACAAUGGGCCAUGGCGACCAUGACGCCUCCGCGGCGCGCUGCAACAUGAACAUGCUCUUUACCUGGUCCACUCAAGAUCUCUGCAUUAUCUUCCGCUCCUGGCACAUCACCGGGCCCAUAACACUUACCAUCUCCCUCCUCGCCAUUGUCGCUCUCGUGGCUGGGUUCGAGGCUCUGCGCGCCACGACCGCGCGAUACGAUGCUGCGCUGUUGAAGCGGAGGGAUGAACUACCCCGACAGCAACAAACUUCGAGGGAUGUGCGACGCGCAAAAGUGGCGAGGAGCGCUCUGUACGGAUUGCAGACGUUUUAUGCGUUUAUGAUUAUGUUGCUGUUCAUGACAUACAACGGACAGGUGAUGAUUGCCGUCGGCAUUGGAGCUUUUGUGGGACACCUGGCGUUUGGGGGUGCGACGACAGCGACGAGGGAGACUGCUUGCCAUUAGUGGAAGGAAGGAGCAAACGGCUGAGAGAACUGGGAGGGAAGGAGCAACCAAUGAAGAGACGGGAUUCAAGAGGAAAUAGCGAACGGACUCGCAGGGAAGGAGCAACCGAUGGAGAGAUGAGACUCGAAGAGCAGGUGCAAACGGAAAAGAGAACACGGAAGGAACGAGCAGAUGGCCGGGGAAACAGCGACCAAGACACCAUACUGCGGGCAUUCCAUUCUAUUGAGCGAAGUGCAAUUGUUUACCAUAUAGUUAUAUAUCCAUCCACAUCCACACCCUCCAAGACCCCUUGAUCUGAUAAUAACCCGA
Messenger RNA from Pseudogymnoascus verrucosus, 1056 nucleotides. RefSeq lists its product as uncharacterized. Bases 295 to 747 code for a protein of 150 amino acids. The record is from RefSeq and is a predicted model, not a curated record. Gene Ontology annotation, cellular component: membrane. Gene Ontology annotation, molecular function: copper ion transmembrane transporter activity. NCBI's taxonomy places the organism in Eukaryota, Fungi, Ascomycota, Leotiomycetes, Thelebolales, Thelebolaceae. Gene Ontology annotation, biological process: copper ion transmembrane transport. The transcript is spliced from 4 exons.